GGACCCGGGUCGCGGCGGGGAGAUGGAGCUAGUCGGCGGCUGUUACGAGCAGAUUCUUUUCGGGUUCGCGGUGCGGCCGGGGGAGGUAACGGUGCCGAGGCGGCAGCUGCUGGGGGCCCCCCAGUAACUUACCCCGGAGUACUCCUUCCUAGGCAGUCAUUGCCAAAGUGCUGAAGGAGAAAGGGGAGGACUGGCUUGGAUUUUCCUAAGAGCCUCAACUUGUCUCUUUCUUCUGGAAACCAUAGAACCUCUUUCCACACAGCACCAAUCCAUCUGCAUCACUAGUCACAAGAACUGGAUGCCUAUCCCUGACUUUACCCAUCAUGCCCACACUGCCUCAUUAUCAGCAGUAGCUGUGAAUAACAGAUAUGUAGUCACUGGUAGCAGAGAUGAAACAAUCCAAAUAUAUGACAUGAAAAAGAAGAUAGAACAUGGGGCAUUGCUUCAUCAUAAUGGCACGAUAACUUGCCUGGAGUUCUAUGGGAAUGCACACUUAUUAAGUGGAGCAGAAGAUGGAUUAAUUUGUAUUUGGGACACAAAGAGAUGGGAAUGUCUGAAAUCCAUUAAAGCACAUAAGGGGCAUGUGACAUCUCUUUCUAUUCACCCUUCUGGAAAAUUAGCUUUGUCAGUAGGAACAGACAAAACAUUAAGAACAUGGAAUCUUGUAGAAGGACGAUCUGCCUUCAUCAAAAAUCUGAAGCAAAAUGCACACAUAGUUAAAUGGUCUCCUAGUGGAGAGAAGUAUGUGGUGGUCGUAACUAAUAAAGUGGAUGUCUACAAACUUGAAACAGCAUCUGUCAGUGGUGCCAUCACAACUGAGAAAAGAAUUUCUUCCGUUAGAUUUAUAACAGAUUCUGUUCUUGCUAUUGCCGGAGAUGAUGAAGUUAUAAGACUGUACGAUUGUGACUCACAAAAGUGCCUUUGUGAAUUUAAAGCUCAUGAAAACAGAAUAAAAGACAUCUACAGUUUUGAAAAAGAAGGACUACAGGUUAUAAUUACUGCAUCCAGUGAUGGAUACAUUAAAUUGUGGAAUCUUGAACUCGAUAAGAUCCAGGAUAGCCCAUCUUUGCUAUGUGAAGUCAAUACCAAAGCCAGGCUUACAUGUCUAGCAGUAUGGCUAGACAGAACUUCAGAAACCAAAGAGAACCCUGACAACGCUGCAACCUCUUCUUAUGGUAACAGAGUAAAUGAAGAUGAACAGCCAUUGAUAACUAGGAAAAAGAAGGUUUGUUGGACUGAUGAUAGUGAUAAAUCAGCAAAGGGAGAUAGACAAGUGACGCCCAAGAAACGAAAAUCAGAAGGUGCACAGCAAAAGAAGAAAACGAAACUACAGAGCUCAAAAUGAAUGUAACCUCUUUACCACUCAAAUAAUAAGCUGAUAUUAGUAAAUUUCGUUAUCGCUGUAACCAUUUUUUACACCUAUCACUUCUACUCAAGCCAUUUUUUGCCAUCUCAACAGGGCACAUAUUUCUGAAACUAUCUAAUUUUGGGAGUAGAAAAUUUUUCUACAUUGGUAAAUGACCAUUCAGAAUUUUGGAAGGUGGCAAAUCUGAUGGUACUAACUUUUCUUGAAAUAUACCAUUCAGAGGUAAACGCAUAAUGAUGUAUAUCUAAUUUAUGUUUUUAAUUAUAUCAAGUAUAGUAUAAACAUUCUCUUUAAACAGUUCUGAAAUUCAGUUUAAAACUACAAAAAUUGCUGCAGUUCUGUGUUAAUAUACUUGGAUUUUCUCGUUUUAAUAAUUAAAACUUGAAAAUAGGUUUCAGUGAAAUAUACAAUGAAAAUGUCUGCAGUUAACCAUUUCUACAAUGUUAAACUGUUUGCAACAGGACUGGCAGCCCAUAAAGAUCUUCCACAGUGUUUGGGCACUUGUAUCUAGGAGGACUCAAUUUUGGAAGGGACCAGUUUUUUAUAUAAUUCAGGGAAAACUGUGUUUUAAAUAUACCUACUAGGCUGGAUUUUUUUACUAAAAAAAUGUGCCUGCCUUUAUCACUUUAAGGGUUAUCUUUAGACAAUCUUAAUAUAUACUCCAUGAUGUCAUAAAAAUAGAACUACCAAAAAUAUCCUUCAUAUAUUCACAGAAAGAAAACUUGUGUUUAACCCUUAAGACAGCAAUGAAAAGAGGGUGUAAAAAGCAAAUUGUAUAUUUUUUGCCUUCUACUAUUUCAAGUCUUUAAUUUUAAAAAGGCCUGUGUCCAUAAAUUCAACUCUGUUUAUGUCCUCUUUUUUCCAGGAGUUGGUUUACUUGAUUGAAACAGGUUUCAGAGUAGUAGCCAUGUUAGUCUGUAUCCGCAAAAAGAACAGGAGGACUUGUGGCACCUUAGAGACUAACAAAUUUAUUUGAGCAUAAGCUUUUGUGAGCUACAGCUCACUUUAUCGGAUGCAUAGGUGCCACAAGUACUCCUCUUCUCUUUUUCAUUGAAACAAACACUUUGGUAACUUUUAUGCAGGCAUUUUACAAGUAUUUACAUUUACUCUCAGGCUGUUGAAAUGCCAGUGUUAAUAGGAAGUGGGCUAGAACAACUUUAAGAUGUCCUAUAUGUUUUAAAUCUUUAUGUUCAAAGAAAUCUAAUAUAAAUUAGUUAAGUUGGAAAAGCUUACAUUAAUUUCUUUCCUUCUCCUUUUCUCCCCUAAAAAUGUUUAUCAAGUCUGUGCUCUGAGAUUUAUUGUGUAAAACAGAGAAAGAGUAGUAUUUAUUAUGUACGUAAAGUUGUCUCCCUGAUGAACCAUUAUACCAUUGUGCUAAGUAUUUGUACUGGGCAUAAUUCCACCUAUCUUUAAAGGAAAGUGAGCAGAGAAUGUUCAGUCAAAAUAAGAAUCAUGGCUGACAAUAGGCAUUAAAGCAGAAAUGUUCUCUACUCCAGUGGUUCUCAACCAGGGGUCCAGGGACCCCUGGGGGCCGUGAGCAGGUUUCUGGGGCACCACCAAGCAGGGCCAGUGUUAGACUUGCUGGGGUCCAGGGCAGAAAGCUGAAGCUCCAUUGCUUGGGACUGAAACCCGGGGCUCUGAGUCCCACCACCUGGGGCUGAAACCGAAGCCUGAGCAAUGUAGCUUCGCUGGGGUGCCUGUGGCUACCCCCUAACACCGGCCCUGGCUUUUAUAUGCAGAAAACUAGGUAUUGUGGCACGGGUGGACUGUGGAUUUUUUAUAGCAUGUUGGUGGGGGCCGCAGAAAGAAAAAGGUUGAGAACCCCUGCUCCACUCUAUAUAAAAAUUUGAUUAACCUGAAUGUAGAGGACCAGAUUAGUAUUGAAGGGGUAGGAAAACUCAACAGAAUGAAUGGGGCCACACUGGAAAAGGAAUGCAGUGUAUCUUGGGGGGGGACAUAAAAUAAAACCUGUAAAGUAUUUUAGCACAGCAGCCUGACUCUGCCUGAGCACUAAAGGGUCCUCUGACACAAAAGCAAAACAAACAUCAUCUGGACUCUGCUAGGAUCUUUCACUUUAUGGUGGCAAUGUGUUCUUGGAGUAGGGAUCUAUGUUAAUCUUUUGUAACUUUUUCCCUUAUUUAGUUGAACUAAACCCUGUCUGUGUUAAUUUGAUUUUUAAACCUGGUUUAUAUUGAUUUAGCUUAGCUUCACAGGGACAGUUUAAAGUCACACCUUUAUUUAAACUUGCAUAACUCUGAAUGAAAAGGAGUACUUGUGGCACCUUAGAGACUAACCAAUUUAUUUGAGCAUGAGUUUUCGUGAGCUACAGCUCACUUCAUCUCAUGCUCAAAUAAAUUGUUUAGUCUCUAAGGUGCCACAAGUACUCCUUUUCUUUUUGCGAAUACAGACUAACACGGCUGCUACUCUGAAACCUGUCAAAUAACUCUGAAUAUACAUUAAGGCCUAAAAUAGUUUUUAGAAGCUUCUGGUUUUAUACAAAGCUUUUACCUAUAUAAAAUAAGCCUGAUCCAUUUGAGGGUGCAGUGUGAAAUAUAUCCAAUCAAAGUUUUAACUGACUGCUAGGCCAUUUUAGUGGCAGAUAUUGAGAGUUGUGUAUGGUUCUUUUAGAACUAUAUUUUGUAUAGUAUUUUCAGAUGUCUAUUUUUAUUUCUAUUUAAUAUGUCUAUGGGCUGAGGUGAUGGAUGCCAUUUAUACAUGUAGACUAGUAGAUAGCAAUUUUGGUUUUUUAAAUAUGUAGGAUGAAUUUUCACAAACACUGCAAUAUGGAAAUAUGCAGAUUAAUCUCUACCCAAAAAAUUAAGCAUAUACGUGUUUGACUGUGGAUCAAAAACUUGAAUUUAUUGGCUAAGACCCUAUCCUGCCAAGACUUUUGAACUUGCUUACUGCACAUGAGUAGACCUAUUGUCUUCAGUGGAAUUGCUUGCAUGUAAAUCUUUGCAGGAUCUAGGCCUAAAGAACUAUAUGACGUUAGCCCCCUUCCAUAAAUGUCUCCACAGCCAAUUCUAUGGCCCCAGGUGCAAGUAUACUCAUGCUGACUAUAGCCUGUUUCUGACUCUGAUAUUACUGAAAAGGUUCAGUGCUGUACAGUGUUGGUUUGGGACUGCUCGCUUUUUUGCUUUGAAACCUGAAAUGUGGUGUCCGCUCUGAAUUCCUAUUCAACACCUCUCAGGUUCUUUGAACCCUGUAGUACCAUUGAAUUGAAGAAAGUGAGAAGAUAGUUUAAGCACUUGUUCAGGUGGUUUUGUUUAAAUCUUAGUAGUUUGUAAGAAGUGUUUUUCUGUAUCCUUCAUAUGUCUUUGGGAUAUAUUUUACCUCACAGUACACAAGGUGUUGGCAGGAAAUGUUAGUGCAAAACACUUUCUUCAGCAAAUGUGUCCUUUUUACCAGUGUUGCAUACUUACUAUAGUGGAAGAAACUGUUGCAUUUACCACACUUGUGAAUGCAUUUGAUGAGGGCCAGAGGGAUCUUCUGUAAUUGGGCUUUCAGCUAAUUACUAGACAGAAGAAACAUUGAAAAAAAACUACUAAUCAAUAACAUCUGAAAUGUGUAUGUUACACUUUGAUAAGGACUGAGCUGCAGUGGAAUAAUACUGUUUACUAGAUAUGAUCCCAGUAAUCAAGUUAUUGUCUGGAUCUGAAUUUCCUAAGAAUUUGUGGGUGAGGUUUGGAUCUGGAGUUUCUGCUUGGGCCCAUCGCUAGUUUUUUAACCUCUCUAAUUGUAGAGGCGUAUAUAAACUAUAUAUCAUUUUAUGCUAACUAUAGGCCCAAAGUUGGAUAGUCAACAAAAUUUCCAUAAGUCAGCAGUCAUUACAGUGGCAGUUAUCCUAGUUAAGUCUGAAAUGAAUCUCCUGUUGUCAACUGCAGUCUCUCUUUUUAUUUAUUAUUAAAUAAAGUUAUUGAUAACAUUCUCAAACUCCUUUUGGGCUGAAAAGAAAUGUUUUUCAUGGUUUUUUUAGGUCAGAGGUGACGUUUAAAAAACAACAAAAAAAACCUUUCACCAAAAUCCAUUAAGCCUUUUUUUUUUGAGAGGUGUAUGCAGUGACAGACCAACCAUUUUCUUCCACAUGCUCCUGUCAGAUACUUUUAGCAAGUGUAAUUCAGCAAUAACCAGUGUGAGGGCUGAAGAUAUACAUGUUUAAAAAAAAAAAGAGUUCUGCAAGGUAAGCACUUCUUAGCUGAAACAUAUGUCCCACGCUGUACAUUGAUAGCAUGUUCUUAUCACAGUCUAUAUGAAACCCAUAGUAAAGACCUAUUUCUGUUUUACUGAGCAAAUCCAGGAGAGAAGCUUCUGAUAAGACAGACAUGUUGAGCGGCGAUCAGAAGAACUGGGCACAAUGGCCCAUCAUCUGUUUAUCACAACUGCACCUAUUGUGGUUGGUUGGUUUGUCCCUCCUUGGGACCCAGCCAAGAAAAAGAACAUUCUCUCUUAUUUCAGAGUAGCAGCCGUGUUAGUCUGUAUCCACAAAAAGAAAAGGAGUACUUGUGGCACCUUAGAGACUUAACAAAUUUAUUUGGGCAUAAGCUUUAGUGGGCUACAGCUCACUUCAUCGGAUGCAUGCAGUGGAAAAUAGAGUGGGGAGAUUUUAUAUACACGGAGAACAUGAAACAAUGGGUGUUACCAUACACACUGUAACGAGAGUGAUCAGGUAUUUUAUAUACACGGAGAACAUGAAACAAUGGGUGUUACCAUACACACUGUAACCUGAUCACUCUCGUUACAGUGUGUAUGGUAACACCCAUUGUUUCAUGUUCUCCGUGUAUAUAAAAUCUCCCCACUCUGUUUUCCACUGCAUGCAUCCGAUGAAGUGAGCUGUAGCUCACGAAAGCUUAUGCUCAAAGAAAUUUGUUAACUCUCUAAGGUGCCUCAAGUACUCCUCUCAUCUCCCCCUGCAUCUGUUUUUCAUUCUUUUUUUCCUUCAUCCUCCUCUUAUCAGUAAUAGCAAGUAGAUGAAAAUAAAGUGUUGUUUAUUCUUGA
This is a messenger RNA of Chelonia mydas (Green sea turtle), 6361 nucleotides long. RefSeq names its product PAK1 interacting protein 1 (gene PAK1IP1). NCBI's taxonomy places the organism in Eukaryota, Metazoa, Chordata, Testudines, Cheloniidae. Gene Ontology annotation, molecular function: protein binding. The transcript is spliced from 11 exons. Bases 299 to 1345 code for a protein of 348 amino acids. The record is from RefSeq and is a predicted model, not a curated record.